CAGGGUCAGAGUCUGGGUGGAUGCACGCUAGGAUUAAGGACUGGGCGAAGGAUUUGGACCACUGCGGUGAAUCUCAAGGCUGGUCCGUGAGCUGAACAUACGCACAAAGACCUUGGCAGCUCAGACAAGCUCCAACACCUGAGACGCUUGACAUCUACGUGCACAGAUGAGCAACGUCGCACGGCUUCAUGCGCUCAGCUCCUGCGGUGCUCUGCAUCAAGAUUGGCCGGCGGGGCUUGCUAUGUGCAUCAUCGCUGCUGUGCUACCCAUAUGGCAAUGCCCUACACACCCUUCCAGAUUCCUGCGAUCGAUGAUCCCACCGGGCUGCCUUCGAGGCGAUUCGACAGACGGUGCGAGUUGGAAGGAUAAUGAAGACGAUUGCGGACGGCAACAUAAACAUAGAUCAUGAUUUUAGAGGGCAAUGAGGAGAUCCAAGGCACAGCGUACUCGCAUUUGGACCGUAUUCAACGGAAGAAUGGAUCGGUCUGAAGUGGACAGGGCUGAUAUCGACGCAAUGCUUCCGCAUACGACCCAUAGACUACGCUGCCAAAUGCUCAUUGCGGCUUGCAGCGUCCCGCCGAAUUCGAAGAGGCGUAUCGUGUAAGAUUAUGGGUGAAGAGAGGACAGAAGAGCCAGCAAACUAGACCGGCGGCCGGUCUGAGACUUGCGCAUAUACAAGACGCCCAGCCUUCUUUCAUGCAUAAUGUGCUGCAUAAGCUAGCGCGGUGGCUUUGUCCCAUCGAACCGCACCCGCCCACUUGGGGCACAGCCUGCCGAGGGCUGAGCCGGAGCUGAGCGAUGCGGACUCAGAAUGACUCAUACUCUCUCAUUGUCCCUCAUUCCACGUCUAUUCAUAAGACGAAUGAUGCCUUAGCAGGUACACGUCUUUCUCCUCACACCAAGACCCGGGACAUCGAAUCCCAUCUCCCAGACCCAAAAACACACCUCUCGCGCGGCGUCGGCGUUACAGACGCCGUCACCUUUCCAUCUCAUCAUGGUCGGCGCAGGAGCAAGUGCCGGCUGUAGCAAGCAGCUGCGGUGCCGAUUCAACGUGGAAUCUCGAGCUCGACGAUACUUACUUUGAUUGGGACGCUUUUACGACGUUGACGACAUCGCAACAUUUGGAUUUUCAGACGAAUACGGAUGCUGAUAUGCCAUUGACUGCUGUAAUGGAACCUACGACUUUCCAAAAUCUUAUUAUGGAUGGGAGUGGAGAUUUUUAUGAUCCUUACACUACUACAUCAACGGCGCUGUCUGCUACCAACCCUCGUCCUCCUUCUUCUUCCGAUCCCUCCACACAACAAUCUCCCAACGACGACGACGACUUCAUCCUCUUCCCAUCUCCACCCCACAAUCACACCACAUCCUCCUCCUCCUGCGAUCACUCUCCCCCCAACGCCAAGUCUUCUUCCAACCCCCACCUUUCCCCAUCCUCCUCAUCAAAUACAGGAGCAUCUUCGAACAAAAUCUCUAAACGUCGAAAAAACACCGAGGCCGCGAGACGGUAUCGACAACGGAAAGUCGAUCGUGUUACGGAAUUGGAGGAGGCGCUUGCUGCUGUGCAGAAGGAGAGGGAUGAGUUGAAGUUUAGGCUUGUGAGGUGUGAGGCUGAGGUUGAGGUUUUGAGACGGGUGGGGAUGGGGAAGUGAGGAAAUAAGAAGGGAUGGGAUAGGUUGGGGGGGGGGGGGGUGGUGAGGUGGAAAAUUUAGGGGGGUUUCGAUUUCUUUGUAUGUGUGUGAUGAGAAAUUCAUAUGUAAAUCCCGCCUCUUCAUUUCUCCUAGAACGCAUGUAAUACGGAAGGCUAUCUAACCUGCACGCUCAACAGCUACAUGUCCAGCUACCUAGCUAUGCUAUAUCAAUCAAUACUGAACGAACGUCUCG
This is a messenger RNA of Pseudocercospora fijiensis CIRAD86, 1881 nucleotides long. RefSeq lists its product as uncharacterized. The coding region runs from base 1200 to 1649 and encodes 149 amino acids. The transcript has a single exon. The record is from RefSeq and is a predicted model, not a curated record. NCBI's taxonomy places the organism in Eukaryota, Fungi, Ascomycota, Dothideomycetes, Mycosphaerellales, Mycosphaerellaceae. Gene Ontology annotation, biological process: positive regulation of cellular response to amino acid starvation. Gene Ontology annotation, cellular component: transcription regulator complex. Gene Ontology annotation, molecular function: DNA-binding transcription factor activity, RNA polymerase II-specific; RNA polymerase II cis-regulatory region sequence-specific DNA binding.